Molecule: messenger RNA, 705 nt
Organism: Neolamprologus brichardi
Lineage: Eukaryota; Metazoa; Chordata; Actinopteri; Cichliformes; Cichlidae
Source: RefSeq, a predicted model, not a curated record
AUGGCUGCUGCCAUGUGCGCACAUGAGAGCUAUUUUAUUUCGGUGUGCUGCUUCCUCAUUUUCAAUAUUGGCGACUGGCUCGGCCGGACCAUCACCACAAAGAUACGCUGGCCCUCUAAAGAGUCCCGUCUCUUCCCGGUGCUGGUGAUCUCCAGAGUCGUGUUCAUCCCUCUGCUGAUGUUCUGUAAUGUCCAGAGCCGCAACUACCUUCCUGUUUUGUUUGAACACGACGCAGCAUUUUCUGUCAUCAUGGUUUUCUUCUCUCUGUCCAGCGGCUACUUCGUCUGCCUGUCCAUGUCCUACGCGCCACAGUUGGUGGAGCCUAAAGACGCAGAGACUGCAGGAGCCCUCAUGACCUUCUUCUUGGCUCUGGGUCUGUCCAUAGGAGCCGCCCUGUCCUUCCCCCUGCGGAAGUUGAUCUAGUUAAACACACACGAAGAGGAAAACGAAAGCCCCCGUCUGACCGACCUUUCUGCUUUUUCUUUUUCUUUUCUUUUUCCUGUUUCCUGCUUGCCUGGAAAUGUGCGCCACAGUGAGACUGGAACAGUCAUGGCUGAAGAACUGCUACUGCUUGGGAAUUGUUAGCUUCACUUCGAAAAGAGAAAGGGAAAUGCUUUGUGUUGCUGAAAAGAACUGCUGCUCAUGUUACCUGCUGCUAAUCUGAGAAACAGGUUAGAAACAUUUCCAACGUGGGAAGUCUUUUUU